UGGCAGUGUGUCAGGGCAGACAUGGCGGAGCAGCCGGAGCAGCCGGAAUUGAGCGGUCUGAGCGAGGAGGAGGCUCACAGCGUCUGCCGGGACCCGGACCCCAGCACCAAGGACUUCAUGAUGCAGCAGACGAUGCUCCGGAUAAAGGAUCCCAAGAAAUCUCUGGACUUUUACACCAACGUUCUUGGAAUGACACUGCUCACUAAAUGCGAUUUCCCUGCCAUGAAAUUCUCAUUAUACUUUGUGGGCUACGAGGACAAGAAGGAUAUUCCUACGGACUCCAAGGAGAGGGUAGCGUGGACGUUUUCACGCAAGGCAACCAUUGAACUCACUCACAACUGGGGAACAGAAAACGAUGAGAAACCUUACCACAACGGCAACUCUGACCCCCGGGGAUUCGGUCACAUUGGCCUGGCUGUGCCUGAUGUGUAUGCUGCCUGUAAGAGAUUUGAGGAACUUGGAGUCACCUUUGUAAAGAAACCUGACGAUGGAAAAAUGAAAGGACUGGCCUUUAUUCAGGAUCCCGACGGCUACUGGAUUGAGAUUCUCAGCCCAAACAACAUGGUGUCUAUAAUUUAGAAAUCAUAUGGUACUUGAACAUGGGAUAAUACACAAAUAGUAAAUAUGCAUACGUUCAGCUGGGCUCUGUGCAAUGGAUAUGGUUCCCCACGUUCUAGCAUGUUGGUUAUUUCUAGAGUCCUGUGUAAGCCAAGCUUAUAACCCAGCGUGAGAGUUAAACAUCCUCCCGGAUUUUGUACAGUUAAAUCUGGGAUAUUCCAGCACCCCUCGCAAAUCUAAAAACCAAUUUUAUAAAUAUAUUGAAAGCUUCUUUUUCAUUUAUAAAACCUGAAUAAACGUUUAAUUUUCUGAAAUGGAAAUCUGGCAAAU
This is a messenger RNA of Pelobates fuscus (common spadefoot toad), 888 nucleotides long. RefSeq names its product glyoxalase I (gene GLO1). The transcript is spliced from 6 exons. Bases 22 to 579 code for a protein of 185 amino acids. Lineage: Eukaryota; Metazoa; Chordata; Amphibia; Anura; Pelobatidae. Gene Ontology annotation, molecular function: metal ion binding; lactoylglutathione lyase activity. The record is from RefSeq and is a predicted model, not a curated record.